AUGAUCGUAAAAAUGAAAGAACAAAUGCUGCAAUCAAGAAAAUGAUAGAAUGGGGAAGAGGAUUAGAAUUAAUUAAUACCGAAGAAAUUAAGAAAUUAGUCAGUGAAUAUAAAGACUUUGACUAUGAAGAAAAAGAAGAAAAAGGUAAAACAAUAAAAGAAACAAAAUCUGAUAUAACAUAUGAAAUAAAUAUAAUCAGAAGAAUUAAUAAAAUAACGAAAAUUGGAAAAGUUAUUAAUGGAGAAUGGAUUGAAGUUAGUAGUAGAACUAAAACAGAAAACAAAA
Molecule: messenger RNA, 285 nt
Organism: Entamoeba nuttalli P19
Lineage: Eukaryota; Evosea; Mastigamoebida; Endamoebidae
Product: AIG1 family protein
Exons: 1
Source: RefSeq, a predicted model, not a curated record